This is a messenger RNA of Alosa alosa (allis shad), 723 nucleotides long. RefSeq names its product platelet-activating factor acetylhydrolase IB subunit beta homolog. The transcript has 2 exons. The coding region runs from base 1 to 723 and encodes 240 amino acids. The record is from RefSeq and is a predicted model, not a curated record. NCBI's taxonomy places the organism in Eukaryota, Metazoa, Chordata, Actinopteri, Clupeiformes, Clupeidae.
AUGAACGCCAUCACUGAGCUCAGGGAAACCCUUAAGAGCGUGCAAGAGGAAAACUACAGCCUCCCACCCCGCUCUGUCAAACCCUCCCCCCCGCUACCUUUACCAUCUCCAACUCCAGACCCGGGCCCAGAUCAAGAAAAAAAGAGCCAGCACAUUGCAAUCCUGAUGGACUCCAACAGGCGGUUCCUGGACCUGCAAAGGCUUUUCCCGAAGCACAAGGUGACAGUUAGGCCCUGCAGCACCACAGAACACGCCCAGCAGCUCCUGAGAAAGGAUGCCCUUGGAAAUCCACAGUGCAUCAUCAUACACACCGGUACAAAUGACCUCCAUACUCUCGGAGCUGCCACAACUGAAGCUCUCAUGAAAGUGGCAGAAAAGGCAAGCAGGGAGUUCCCCGCGUCACACAUUGUGAUUUUAACGUUGCUGCCACGCCGUGACACCACCCCACAUGUCAUCAAUGGGAUCAACGCCGAAAUCAGCAGGAGAUGUGCCACACUGCCCAAUGUACACCUGGCACAUAACCCCACCAUCAGCCUCCGCGACAUGUACGACGGAAUCCAUCUCCAUCAACAAGGUGUGAGGUCUUUUGCAAAGACCCUUAAAGAUGCUGUCCUAGGCCGUAACCCCUCCUCAACCAGCUUUGUGCCACCUCCCAGGCCCCCACUUCACAAGAAGGCAAAACAGUGCCCAGGCCACCAUACCCCGCAGCGCCUACACAUAUAA